AUGCGCGCAACCCUCCGCCUCCUGGCCGUCCCCUCCUCAAUCGGCACCCAAUCCUCCGGUCUUAAACCCGUCCCUCUCGCCCUCCUCCCACCCAUCCCUCUCUACCGCCGCAUCCUUCGCUCACACCGCAAACACCUCCCCAAGGAAAUGCGUCUCCUCGGCGACGAAUAUGUCAAGAGCGAGUUUCGCGCCCACCGAAGCACCGACAAUCCCGUCCACAUCGUGGGCUUUUUGACGGAGUGGCAGUUGUAUGCGCAGCAGAUCGAGGGCGAUCGUUGGAGGGGCGAGAAGAUGGACAAGGGCAAGGUGGAUAAGAUGAGUGAUCAGCAAAUUGGGCAGAUGUAUGAGUUGAUGAACACGAUUCGGCAGCAGGAGUUGGAGGAGAAUGAUCCGGAGUAUAAGGCUCAUCAGCCGCCGGAGGUGCCGACGAGGCAGGAGUGA
Messenger RNA from Fulvia fulva, 441 nucleotides. RefSeq names its product Succinate dehydrogenase assembly factor 3, mitochondrial. Gene Ontology annotation, biological process: mitochondrial respiratory chain complex II assembly; succinate metabolic process. The transcript has a single exon. Gene Ontology annotation, cellular component: mitochondrial intermembrane space; mitochondrion. NCBI's taxonomy places the organism in Eukaryota, Fungi, Ascomycota, Dothideomycetes, Mycosphaerellales, Mycosphaerellaceae. The coding region runs from base 1 to 441 and encodes 146 amino acids. The record is from RefSeq and is a predicted model, not a curated record.